Molecule: messenger RNA, 809 nt
Organism: Strongylus vulgaris
Lineage: Eukaryota; Metazoa; Nematoda; Chromadorea; Rhabditida; Strongylidae
Source: the annotation of a GenBank genome assembly
UUGGCUAAAACAGCGUUUUGGUAUACUCAAUGUAUAUGGAUUGAGGUGGACCAAGCCAUCCUAGCCGAAGAAGAUCGUGUGGUUGUUGUUCGAUUUGGACACGAUUGGGAUCCCACUUGCAUGCGGAUGGAUGAGACACUUUUCAAAAUUGCUCCGAAAGUGAAAAACUUUUCUGUGAUAUAUCUUGUCGACAUCACCAAGGUACCAGAUUUUAACAAAAUGUACGAGUUGUACGAUCCUUGCACGGUGAUGUUCUUUUUUAGGAACAAACAUAUCAUGGUGGACCUAGGAACUGGUAACAACAAUAAAAUCAACUGGCCGAUUACGGAUGGGCAGGAGCUUAUUGACAUCAUUGAAACUGUGUAUAGAGGUGCGCGGAAAGGACGGGGUCUGGUCGUUUCCCCGAAGGACUACUCAACCAAGUACAAAUUAACUCAACUACAAGAUCUCAUAAAUGAACUGGCAUCGUUCAUGACGAACGCAGUCGGAGUGCUUCAGGCAACAGCUCCACCAUGUGAUUUUGAUCGAAGUAAUCCAGAGUUAGAGGAAGAGACCAAUUGUCAAUUAUUCGCCGCACAUAUAGCAAGAACUGCAAAAGAUGUCGAGGUUUUGAUAGAUUCCUUCCCCAUUGAAGACGCUGGAAAUGGAGACACUGUAGAGCAAUUACUGCAAGUAGACGCGGAAAGAUCAAAGGUGGCUCGCGAAUUAGAGUGUGUUGUUGGAGAAGGAGAGGACCUUGUUCAACGUAUACAACAACGGCUAUCAGAUAUUGCUCAUGUUCAAAUCAUGUCUAGGCCUUCAUGCUAGAC